This is a messenger RNA of Musca vetustissima, 1773 nucleotides long. RefSeq names its product pickpocket protein 19. Gene Ontology annotation, biological process: sodium ion transmembrane transport. Bases 1 to 1773 code for a protein of 590 amino acids. Gene Ontology annotation, molecular function: ligand-gated sodium channel activity. Lineage: Eukaryota; Metazoa; Arthropoda; Insecta; Diptera; Muscidae. Gene Ontology annotation, cellular component: membrane. The record is from RefSeq and is a predicted model, not a curated record. The transcript is spliced from 7 exons.
AUGGCUUUAUCGGAAACAAUACCAAUUACCACUACCACGAACAUUUUGAACUCACAGAAACAGUCACUGGAAAUGACUAAUCAUCGUGAAUCCUUGCAACAGAAAGAUCCUUCCUUCUCUGGUGAAACUGUCCUUGGAGAAACAGAAAAAACAAAUUGCCCACGUUGCACUAAUCGAGGUGUGAGCUAUUAUAUGGCUACUAAUCACUCGCCAAAGGGAAAGUGCUUUCGAGCUUUCAUUGUCCUCCUGGCUACUGCAUGUGCUGCUUAUGUCUGUCUAUUGUCUUCGCGUCGCUAUUUCCACACUUGGGUACAAACCGUUAUUGAACGUACCGAUGUUCAUGUUUCUGAAAUACCAUUCCCGGCGGUUACCAUUUGUCCAGUGAAAGGUUUAAAUUUGUUACGCUUGGAGCAGGAGGCGACAACGUUUCUGGGUGCAACCACAACACAAGAGCAGCAACGACAGCAACAACAACAACAACAUGAGCGUAUAACGGACAAGGAAUUACAGGACUUACACAUGUUAUUGAACACCCUGAAUGAGUUGAUGUGGCCGAGCAUGAACCAUGUAGAUGGAGCCACUUCGGAUGCGGAAAAAAUAAUGCAGCAUCAAAGUAACCAAACGAUGAACGUGAUAGAGGAGUUUUUGGAAAGUUUAACGCCCAGCAGUGCCAGCAGUAGGAAAGUACCCAAUGUGGUGGCAAAUUUAAAAAAUAUAAUCGAUUUAGGUGAGCUGAUGUCGUUUUUGUCCUUUGAGUGUGAGGAUAUUUUUGCUGAAUGUGUUUGGAGAAGAGUAAAAAUGCCGUGUUGUGAUUUGUUUCGUAAGGUGCACACGUACAAAGGAAUCUGUUAUUCAUUUAAUUCCAUACUGGUGGAGAAUCCAAUUCCCUCAUGGCCAUGGGUGAUGGCCGAGUCUGGUUUGCAUUCAGGUUUGAGAGUUCAUAUCAAACGUGGCUCUAUUGGACGAUAUUAUGAAAAAGUAGCUGUAAUGGUUCAUGAUCCCACCGAAUUUGGAUCCACAGAUGUUACCUACAUGGAUAGUGAGCGAGUUGUUAUUACCGUGAAUCCCUUGCGAUUUACAGCUGAUUAUGAUAUCCAUACCUUGAAACCGGAGCUAAGGCAUUGUUAUUUUACUAAUGAAUUAAAGCUGCUGGGUAAAGGUCGUGGAAAUUGCAUACGCAAUUGUCGCUUAAAAUAUAUUGAGCGUUAUUGUAAUUGUACAUACUUCUUUCCGGUUGCGAUAAAAAGAGAUGAAUCGUUACCGAUUUGUAAGGCACCAAAUUUAAAGUGUAUUUAUUCGCAUCGAGACAUUAUUUGGUCAACGGCAAAUGUGAUACAAGAAAGCCCCGAUGGCAUACAUUUUCAAACACACGAUUGCCAAUGCUAUCCAAACUGUAAUUAUAUACAAUAUCGUACAGCCAUUAAUACCGAUCAUAGUACAAAUAUGGAUCGUGCUUCGGAGCUCAUUGAUUUGACUGUACAAUAUCAACACGACACGUUAUUUUCAUAUCGUUCCUCAUUGUGUUUUACUUUGCUGGAUUUGAUAGUAUCCUAUGGAGGUAUUGCAGGUUUGUUUUUGGGUUUCUCUCUGAUUGGUGUAAUUGAAGUGCUGCAUGAUUUUAUCAUUUUACGAAAAUGUCGAAAAAAGGAUGCAGAAUCAGAAACAUCGUCGGCAUCGACCUCAGCAGUUGGCGAGGGCACAACAACUACUACUACCACCACUACAUUAAAUGCCGGUAAAUGUAAAUGUCAAACAAUAAGAUCUUACGAUUAA